Fonsecaea erecta is the source of this 1479-nucleotide messenger RNA. RefSeq lists its product as hypothetical. Bases 1 to 1479 code for a protein of 492 amino acids. The record is from RefSeq and is a predicted model, not a curated record. Gene Ontology annotation, cellular component: fungal-type vacuole membrane. Gene Ontology annotation, biological process: transmembrane transport. Gene Ontology annotation, molecular function: transmembrane transporter activity. Lineage: Eukaryota; Fungi; Ascomycota; Eurotiomycetes; Chaetothyriales; Herpotrichiellaceae. The transcript has 4 exons.
AUGGCGGACUCCCAGGAAGGAGAAGAACAUCAACAACAACCACAACAACCACAAGAACCCACGUCCUCAAAGCUGCACCGGCCCGUCAAGGCCUUUCUCAAGGAAAUUGGCCUGGUCACCCUCUACCACUCCCCCCUCGACACCAAAAUCCUGAUCUUGCAGCGCUUCGUCCGCCUCUUCGCCUACGGUGGCUCAACGUUAAUCCUCGCCUCCUACCUCUCCGACCUGGGCAACCCAGAUGCCCGGAUCGGCCUGUUCAUGACCUUGACCCUGAUCGGGGACGUGUUUAUCAGUUUCCUGUUGACCCUAGUCGCUGACCAAUUGGGACGGAGAUGGAUUCUUGUUCUGGGCGCUGCGUUAAUGUCGGCCAGCGGCGUCGUGUUUGCCUUGAGUGGGAACUAUUGGGUUCUCCUGGCCGGCGCUAUUCUGGGCGUGAUCAGUCCUGCAGGCAAUGAGAUUGGGCCCUUCCGCGCCAUCGAGGAGUCCACCAUCGCCCACCUGACCGCCAGUGCCGACCGCAGCGACAUCUACGCGUGGUACUCCCUCAUCGGGACUGCUGGGACAGCAUUGGGCUUCAUUGGGUGCGGCUGGAUCAUCACGUUGCUUCAGCAGGAAAAGCACUACGACUCUGUCCAGGCGUAUCGCAUCAUUUUCUUCAUCUACGCGGUUGUCGGGGUUGUCAAGCUGUGUCUGGCCCUUCUGCUCAGUAAGGAUUGCGAGGUUGAUGCUCAGCCCAAGUCCGCCAACGCCACCGAGACGGCCCCCCUGUUGGGCAAUGACCGAGGCGCACAGAACAAGGACGAUGAUAUCAAGAAGCAGCGGCGGUGGAGACUCCUCCCCGAUAUCAGCAAAGAGAGCAAAGUGGUCUUGGUGCAAUUGUGUGUCUUAUUUGCCUUUGACAACUUUGCUUCCGGACUGGCGCCAUUAUCUUGGGUGACGUACUUUUUCAAGCGCAAGUUCAACCUGCCCGAAGGCAAACUCGGGUCAAUAUUCUCCGUCACGGGGAUCAUCUCUGCCCUUUCCAUGCUUGUGGCAUCUUCGAUCUCCAAGCGGAUAGGAAACGUCAAGACCAUGGUCUUCACCCACCUGCCCUCGGCGAUCUGCCUCGCCCUGAUCCCCAUCCCCUCCACACUGCCGGGGGCGCUCGUCUUCCUCAUCGGCCGCGCGUGCACCCAAGUCAUGGACGUGGCCCCGCGGUCCGCGUUCCUCGCGGCCAUCGUGCUGCCCCACGAACGCACCGCCGUCAUGGGCACCAUCAACGUCGUCAAGACGUGCGCGCAGAGCAUGGGCCCCCUCAUCACCGGCGUCCUCGGAACCAAGAACCACUUCUGGGUGGCGUUUGUCGCGGCGGGGUCCCUGAAGGCCACGUACGAUCUGGGAUUGCUGGCCCUGUUCGCCGAGCGGAAGAGUCGAGAGGAGAGGGUGGAGGAGAGGAGGAGGGACGAGGAGGGGGGAGGAGGAGCGUCGAGCGCACGAUGA